Molecule: messenger RNA, 3168 nt
Organism: Pangasianodon hypophthalmus (striped catfish)
Lineage: Eukaryota; Metazoa; Chordata; Actinopteri; Siluriformes; Pangasiidae
Exons: 9
Coding region: 1176-2690 (504 amino acids)
Source: RefSeq, a predicted model, not a curated record
AAAGGAAGUGCACCUGUCUCAUCCUACCUUCACACUAGCAAGGAACAGGUGACCAUGCAUAACAUGGAGCUCUGAGAAACAAACAAACAAACAGAAAAACAGAUGACAUGAAGCUAUGAUUUAAACACCAAACAAAAGUGUGAUGAGGAUAAAGCGGUUCCUGAAGAGGAAGGAAUGAAUUCACACCCAGACGAGACAAACUAGCAGCGACACGAGUGACUUGUCUCUUGUUAGUGUUAAUGUAGGGUCUGUGCUCAGCGCUCUUCCAGCUGAAGUUCUCUCCCAUGCGACAGUUUCUCUGCACGCUCGCUUCACCGCUCGCUGCCUGUGAGGACCUUCGUAUGUGCCGCAAAUCCACGUCACUACACGCUCUCUCUUAAUGGCGGCGCUUGCUGAUGCUGCUCUGUGCGCUCAGGUCAGCCGUCCUCACACUCUCUAUUAAUGGAGCCAUUUGAACACCACAGAGGUGUGAACUCUACACAGCAGAAUAUCCAGUGUUGUUUAGUGUUGUUUUUAUGCUGUUCACUUUGGUGGGGUUAAUGUAAUUACAGCGAGGUGACGUGAUUGACACUAGUGAGGAGUUGAUCCAAUUUCCGGUCCUUGCCCCUGAUUUCCUCUUUGUGUAAUGGCGGAUGACCACGAGGAGAGGACGGCGUUCAAACAGGUGUGAUCUUUUUAAUAGCUUAUACCAAUUUUAUAUGUCUACGUUUUAAACAUUUAGACUAUAAGCUUCUCAACAUUGCUCUUGUGCUUUAGACAACGCGGCAGACCAUCGGAGCCACAACAAGGACAGCUAAUGUUAGCAAACUGAGCUAAUGUCCAAUAACUCGACAUCCAUAUUCCUCAGUUCCUGAGGCUUAAGUUAUUUGCGCCGACAUGUUGUAACAAUUAAAUGCAUUUUCUGUCGAGUAUUUCAGUACAACUGACACCGUGCAUUAGCGUUAAAUAGCCUGUUCAUGCAUGUUAACACGGGACUUUAUUCAAACUGAUCGCACAGAUAAAUGAUCAGAUUAUCAAGCAAGAACUGGUUUGCUGAACUUCUGUGUUGUGGCCAGGUGCAUAUUGAACUUCAUCCUAGCUCAUGGCAUGGUGCCUCAACGCGCGUUUCAUCUGCAGUCAUCUAUGUAAAAGUAAAUAGGAAUUAUUUUGCUGCUUUAAUAUUGGUGGGAUGACUGAUGGCUCUGAUGGCAGCGGCUCGCUGGGUUUUAUUUCAUAUUAACCAUGUUAUUGUUUUCAUUUUGUUCUGCACCGACAGCUUGAGUCAUGCUGGUGAAGUUAAACGCAAAUUUGGGCUUGCAAGAACUGCAACUCUUCAAGUCUUAGACACAGACACCACGGAGGAGGAGGACAUCUUCCAUGAACUGAUUGAAGGCAGUCCACAAUUAUGCCUAACUGUAAGAUGUUCAGAAGAAAAUAUUUUUGCUGGCUUGUCUGACGAGUUUUCACCUGCAAGAUCUUCAACCCCCAGCACAAGCACUGAUACUCUUUCACUCCCUUCUACUGACUGUGAAGAGACUGAGAGAGCAGUCCAGAAUCAAGCAGCAAGGGCCAGCAACAGUUUUGGCAUAGAUGCUGAAAAGGCAAGACGAAUUGUCCAAGAUGCCCUGGAAAAACAAUCUGGCGGUGAAGAUGUGCUUGAAGAAUACCAGACAACUAAAACUUUAAAGCACAGCACCAGACGUCAGCUUGUUAAUAUUGUUGUCAGUCACAUGACUGAGAUUCAUGGGAGGAUCCCUACACGCAAACAGCGGGAGACUUAUGCCUUGGGCAUUGUUUCUCUCUUUCCUAGCCUGAGAGACCCUUUUUCCACAAAAGGCUAUGAACAUUUCUACGAUCCAGAAAAGGGAACAGGGUACAUCUCCUGGCACCUAAAAACUUUGUCGAGAAAGAACCCAAAACGUGCUCGCUUAGAGAUGUCUGAAAGUGGAGGACCAAGUCGGCGAAGAAUGACGGACAUUGGGCAGCAGCUUGAAGGAGAUGCAUGCAGGGAGGCAAUUUCCUUCCUUGUCCAUGCAGCUGAUGAAGCUGAAGUUAUGCAGAAGAUGAAGCAAACUUUUAAGCAUAGACAAGAACUGGUACACAAUCCUGAAAGAUCAGCUGAUGUCCUCAAUAUAUUUCCAAGAUUUCUGGAUGUGAGAGGAUUGAUAAAUCAGGACUUUGCUCUGCUGUUCAAUUCUGAAACAUCCAACAAGUUGCUUGAGAGGUGGGAGACUGCAUUUAAGCAGAAGAUAAUCAAUGAAGCCCAAUCUCUUACUUCAACAGCAGAAAUUCAGAGUCUUAUCAGUGCAGCAGAGGGACAAGGAUCUGAAAAUGGGAAGAAGAAGACUAAGAUCUGCUCGACAGAGGCUGUUGAGAGACUUGUGAAUUUCCAUAAGUCCUGCACCAGUAUUGAAGGCCUUAUCAGUGGGAGGGAGAGUCACCAGCCAUACCUACUGGCAUCUGGAAGACUCAAGAGCAAGAUUGACAAAUUCUAUGUGGUUGUGGACAAGCACCUCAUCCCUUGCGCAGGAACCAGCUCUUUGAGUGCUGUCGAUGAGCUCUUCAAAGUUCACUAUGUGUUCAACCUGUCAUAUGAGGGACCCCUUGUCAAUGUCUUCACCUUCCUGCAGACCACAAUCUACAACAUCGAUAUUGGUCUUACCAGUGAGUCUCUCCGCAUCAAGGAAUUGCGUGCAAAACUGUUAAACUAGUUUAAUGUUGAAGUGUUUCCGCUGUCAAAGUUUGCACAGAAACAGCCACUCUUUGAUCUCUCAUUUAAGACUCACACACAGUUUCUAUGUUUAACAGUGGAACAAAAAGAAAUAAUUAUUUUGUUAACAAAUGGGCUGUAGUUGAGCCUGUCGAAAUUAUUCUUGGCAUGAGAUACGACACUAGGAGAAACAAACAAACAGGAUGUUAUGAUCAGGUCCCAGUAAAAGAAACAUUCGUUUAUGUCCCAAUUUUGGAAUCAUUAAAAUUUAUGUGUUGAAAUGUAGAUGUAUGUACACUGCUGAAAGACUUUACAGGAAAGCAGAAAUCACAUUUUGAGGACUUCUGUGAUGGAAGUUACUUCCAGAGUCAUCCAUUAUUCUCUAAACAUCCCAGUGCUUUACAAAUUCAGGUAUACUUCGAUGAAUUUGAAACCGCAAACCCUCUUGGCUCUAAACGCGGGGUACACAAAGGUGGUGC